GGGGGACGAGCGGUCCCUUGUUAAGGUAGUUCCCCAGGACAGAGGUUGGAAGUUCCUGAGAUUAAGCGUCCCACGUGCAGGAUGCCAGAGCAAAAGAAGAAAAGGUCUGAAGUGUCAGAGAAAAAGAAAAGGAAAUUAAAGAAGCUGGUGGCAGGAGAGGAGCCCCUUGCACAGGAAAAGCCCCUGAAGAAGAAGAAACUGAGUGCCAAGGGCUUGCUUCCCGCCGUGUCUACAGUCUCUCCCUCUACAGUCAAAAUUGGAAGUUCCCUCAGAAUCUCAUCUUGUGCCUUGUCUUCCCUGUCUGGGUGGAGAUGGUGGUUGGACCUUGCUGAGUGUAGGGGUGGGAGAGGGUCCCUGCUGAUAUCCUCAGACCCUUUGGAAACAGAAGUUUCUCAGGUGGAUGCUGCAAGUGAUGAGGAAAAGGAAGAUGAGCAGGAACUGACCCCAGAGGAAAGGAGAACCCUGGAAAGAAAACUGAAGAAGGAACGGAAGAAAGAACAAAGGAAACAGCUUCGGGAAGCAGGGAUUCAUGGUGUAAAAGAAAACCCUCAAAAACCAUCUGGAGCGGAGUUGGCCUUGGACUAUCUCAUUAGCUGGGCCAGUAAGCGUGAGGAAUGGAAGUUUCAGAAGACAAGGCAGACCUGGCUCCUGCUUCACAUGUUUGACAGCAAUAAGGUGCCAGAUCAGCACUUCUCCAUUCUGCUGGACUACCUGGAGGGACUAAAAGGAAGGGCCCGAGAGGUGACAGUGCAGAAAGCUGAAAUGCUCAUGAAGAAAUUGGACAAUGCAGAGCCCGAAGACUCAAGUUUAGUAGAGAAGAGUGAGAGAAUCCGGCAAGUCCUACAGCUGCUUUCCUAAGAGGGGACGAGCCAGCAUCUCCGUAGCUCCAUCAGCAGAAAAGUUGUCUUCCCAAACCCCCGGAAAGGAUGGCUCUCCCCUUCUCUCACGUGAAUGUAUGGGUGUGUGCAUGUGUGUGUCUGUGUGAGUAUGUGCACAAGCAACAGAGAGUAUUUUUCUUACUUUUAGCAUCUGACCUUCUCCCAGACAGGUUAUCAGGAAAAGGUAAAGACGGCUUUGUUGUUCAAACCUAUUAUUUCUACUUCUAGAUACAAGCUUUGUAUCUGGUGAUCUCUUCUUUAAGUGAUUUGAUCUUAUUUGGGAUACCAGAAGAAUGGUCCUUUUGUGUUUUUAAAAUGUUCUUGAAUCAGGGAAUAAUCACUCUGAAAUGAUGUAAAGAGAUCCAAAUCCUUGGCUUUAGAAGGGCCUCCAAAGUCCUACAAAAGAGAGAGAGAGAGAGUGCUUUACAAAGGAAUGGUUUUCAGAAAUGGAUACAGAACACAGUGUUUACCCUGCCAGCUGUAAUCCAUCACUGUCAGUAUUGUAUGCAUAUUGUUGGGGUCUACAUGUCCCACAAGAAGAGGGUAAUAAAUUGUUUUUGGUAGUAACCUGUCUGAAUUCAGCAAGGGAUCUCAGAGCUAUGGAGUGUCUUUGGUUUUAUCUCCUCAUUCUCCAGCUUUCCACAACAUUUGUUGCUUAGUUACAGUGCAAACACUGGAGUGGAGUGGAAAAGGGGGGAGGGGGCACUACAAAUCAGCCAAAUCAUGUACCUGGAUGGGCAGAAAUUGAGUGGGUUGGCCUUGUUUUUAAUAAAAACAAAGCUUGGUCAUUGUGCCGUUAACUCUCA
This is a messenger RNA of Vombatus ursinus (common wombat), 1684 nucleotides long. RefSeq lists its product as uncharacterized. NCBI's taxonomy places the organism in Eukaryota, Metazoa, Chordata, Mammalia, Diprotodontia, Vombatidae. The coding region runs from base 82 to 858 and encodes 258 amino acids. The record is from RefSeq and is a predicted model, not a curated record. The transcript has 7 exons.